AUGGCGAACAAUCGAGUCAAAACGCCGUUUGAACGCAAAUCUUCUGAAUCUCAGUCACUGGACGCGGUGGGACCCCACUGCGAGAACUCCGCCGUCGAAGUCCACGUGAAAGUAAGGAACGCCGGAGACAGAGAGGGGAGCCACACGGUGCUUCUGUUCACGAAGCCGCCGUUUGUACACAGAUCGCCGGAUAAGCAGCUGUUGAGGUUCGAGAAGGUUCGGCUGGGGAAGAGUGAAGAGGCCGUGGUGAGGUUUAAGGUGGAUGUGUGUAAAGAUCUGAGCGUGGUUGAUGAAAUGGGGAAGAUGAAGAUCGCUUUGGGGGAGCAUCUUCUCCAUGUGGGAAGCUUGAAACACUCCUUGCACGUUAGCAUCUGA
Molecule: messenger RNA, 375 nt
Organism: Brassica oleracea var. oleracea
Lineage: Eukaryota; Viridiplantae; Streptophyta; Magnoliopsida; Brassicales; Brassicaceae
Product: beta-D-xylosidase 4-like
Exons: 2
Coding region: 1-375 (124 amino acids)
Biological process (GO): xylan catabolic process; arabinan catabolic process
Cellular component (GO): plant-type cell wall
Molecular function (GO): xylan 1,4-beta-xylosidase activity; alpha-L-arabinofuranosidase activity
Source: RefSeq, a predicted model, not a curated record